Messenger RNA from Saprolegnia diclina VS20, 1420 nucleotides. RefSeq lists its product as hypothetical. Gene Ontology annotation, biological process: carbohydrate metabolic process. Gene Ontology annotation, molecular function: hydrolase activity, hydrolyzing O-glycosyl compounds. The record is from RefSeq and is a predicted model, not a curated record. Lineage: Eukaryota; Oomycota; Saprolegniomycetes; Saprolegniales; Saprolegniaceae. The transcript is spliced from 8 exons. Bases 1 to 1035 code for a protein of 344 amino acids.
AUGGCGUCAACCAACCCGUCCAUGUCCUCGACGCCCAUGUCGCGGCGGUCGAUCCCGAUCCUGUCGGAAGCCAAGCCGAUGCUCGAGGAGAAGCGGUUCGAGGCCACGUACCGCCACGCGUGGCCCCUCCUUCUUGGCCUUGCGAUGCUCGCCGGUGUCAGCUACGGCUUUGCAGGCCUCGUCCAAACUUACUGCCUCGACGAGCCACUCCACUCGAGCGCAUACGCCGAAGAGAACGUGCUUGGCGAGAGCUGCUUGGCCGUGCACCACGAGAUUCCGUGGCGAGAACUCGAGCGCAAAGUGCGCAAAUGCCACCGGCACGAAUACUACGACCCGAUGCACGACGACUGCCAAACGUGCCCCGCGGCGACGCCCAACGACCGCGUCUUUGCCGUCUUUUGGGAAACCCAAAAGGACUGCGCCAUGCUCGUCAACGACCCGAGCACGCGCUACGUCACGCACGUCUACUGGGCCUUUGCCACGGUCGAUGAAAAGGGCAAUGUCGCGCAGUCCCUCCAGUAUUGGGACGACGCAGCUAUCAUGCACUGCAUGGCCCAGCUUCGCAUGCGCUGCAUCAAGCAACUCGUCAGUAUUGGCGGCGCUGACUCGCGUCACUCGUUCUUCUCGCUCCAAGAGCCGAAAGCCCUUGGUCGUUUCCUCCAGUCGUCCAUCGACGUAGUGAAAAAGUUCGACUUUGAUGGCAUCGACAUGGACGAUGAGACGGGCAACUCCCAUGAGGCCCGCAACGACUGGCUCAAGAACCAAAGCCCGACAGUGCUCAAGUACCUCGCCGGUCUCCGUGACGGUAUGGAGGCGAUUCGAAAACCAACCGAGCCCAAGUACUUGCUAACGUGGGAUGAGUUUCCGACCUCGUACGACCAGCCGGCGCCCGGCUACGCAGGCUGCUCGCAGGUCUACGAGGGCGGGUGGCGGCGCUGCAUUCCCAACGAAAUCAAGGACCUUGUCGACUGGGUCAACAUUAUGUAUUACAACAUGCCGUCCAACGUAUGCACGCUUCUCCUUCGUGCGGCGUGACGCUAAUUGUGUAGGGCGACUACGACGAGAUGAUGAACCACCGCAUCCCCAAGUACUGGGUCCCCGCGAUUGGCGCCGACAAGCUCUUGCUCGGUGCGUGCAGCAGCCUCGGGUGUGUCGAGCCAAUGCCGCCGCCCGGCCAAGCCUACAAGAACGCCUUCAAUGGCUCUGCGCUGUACAAAGGCACGAUGCUGUGGAGUGGCACGAACGACCUUCUCUUCGACAAGGGUCACACGACUGAGGCCAUGGGGCGCGCUGGCAACUAUGGCGUGCGCAUGCCGUACCGGCCGAUUGCCACUUAGAUUAUAGACAUUAUUGUACCGAGUUGACUGCUAUUAAAGCAUAGAGCUAACAUUAUAGACAGUAUUGUCCUCGCGAUCGGUCC